Messenger RNA from Carica papaya (papaya), 1647 nucleotides. RefSeq names its product IAA-amino acid hydrolase ILR1-like 4. NCBI's taxonomy places the organism in Eukaryota, Viridiplantae, Streptophyta, Magnoliopsida, Brassicales, Caricaceae. The record is from RefSeq and is a predicted model, not a curated record. Gene Ontology annotation, biological process: auxin metabolic process. Gene Ontology annotation, molecular function: IAA-Ala conjugate hydrolase activity. Gene Ontology annotation, cellular component: endoplasmic reticulum.
UCAGGCGGGCGCUGUAAUUAAAGUUGUGAUUUUUCUGAUUGUUUGUGAGGGAGUGAGGAGAGGAUAAUCAUGGCUUGGGUAUCUCUGAUUUUCAUCCUUCAUGUCCUCACUCACUUGCAUCUUGCAUCUUCAUCUUCUUUGGCCUUCGAUGAUCUGUCUCAGAUCCCCAUAAAGUUUCUUAAUUUGGCUAAAGAGCGACACUUGGUUGAUUGGAUGGUGGGUAUUCGGAGGAAGAUACAUGAAUACCCAGAGCUGGGAUUUGAGGAAUUUGAGACCAGUAAAUUUGUUAGAGCACAACUUGACGAACUGGGAAUUUCUUACAAAUACCCAGUUGCUGUAACUGGUGUUAUUGCCUACGUUGGUACUGGUCAAUCACCAUUUGUCGCACUAAGAGCGGAUAUGGAUGCUCUCGCGAUGCAGGAAAUGGUGGAGUGGGAACACAAGAGUAAAAUUCCUGGGAAGAUGCAUGCUUGUGGACAUGAUGCUCAUGUUGCAAUGCUUCUUGGUGCUGCAAAGCUGCUCCAAGACAAUCGCCAACAACUUAAGGGCACAGUUAUUCUUGUUUUCCAACCAGCUGAGGAAGGAGGUGGAGGGGCAAAGAAAAUUGUUGAUGCUGGAAUAUUGGAGAACGUUGAGGCUAUCUUUGGGUUGCAUGUUCUUCCUAACAUACCUAUAGGCCAAGUGGCUGCUAGACAAGGUCCUCUUUUGGCUGGGAGUGGCUUCUUUGAAGCUGUAAUAAGUGGAAAAGGAGGUCAUGCAGCCCUUCCUCAGUACUCAAUAGACCCAAUUUUGGCAGCUUCAAACGUGAUUGUUAGCUUACAACAUCUUGUUUCGCGUGAAGCUGACCCACUAGACUCACAGGUGGUUACAGUAGCAAAAUUUCAAGGAGGUGGAGCUUUCAAUGUCAUUCCAGAUUCAGUUACAAUUGGUGGGACCUUCCGCGCCUUUUCGAGGGAAAACCUCUUGCAAAUUAGGCAACGCAUUGAGCAGGUGAUAACUGCACAAGCUGCUGUCCAGAGGUGUAUUGCAACUGUCAACUUCUUUGAAGACACGAAGCCUCUAUUUCCUCCAACCAUAAACGAUAAAAACUUGCAUUCGUACUUUGAAAAUGUUGCAGGAGAUAUGCUUGGCACCAACAACCUCCUGGACAUGAAACCAUUGAUGGGAUCUGAGGAUUUUUCAUUUUACCAAGAGGUUAUACCAGGAUACUUCUUCUUUAUUGGAAUGCAGAAUAAGAGUGAGCUGCCACUUGAAAACGGACACUCGCCUUAUUUCAAGAUUAAUGAAGAUGUACUUCCUAUUGGUGCUGCACUUCAUGCAUCAUUGGCCACUAGAUUUCUUCUCCAAUCACAACCAAAACUUGAUUUGCCUGAGAAAGACUACAAGGAUGAACUUUGAGAUGCCUUUAUCAAAUCAUCUCCUCAAUCCUUUGCCAUUUCUCUUUUCAGGUUGUACAUUAUUCUGAUCAGAACUUAUUUUCCCAAGUGGUUUCUCUAAACUUGGUCAAUAUCAGAAUUUAAAUGGUAGAAUUUUUCUUUCAAUUUCUUCUUUGACAAGAGAAUUAUGAGACUGUAUUACCAAUCAGUAAUAGAAAAACAAUGUUUCUAAUUUCCAACCUGAUGAAUGCUAGGCCACUUUCAACUGUUA